Messenger RNA from Apiotrichum porosum, 2127 nucleotides. RefSeq lists its product as uncharacterized. Bases 1 to 2127 code for a protein of 708 amino acids. Gene Ontology annotation, molecular function: metal ion binding; acid phosphatase activity. Lineage: Eukaryota; Fungi; Basidiomycota; Tremellomycetes; Trichosporonales; Trichosporonaceae. The transcript is spliced from 3 exons. The record is from RefSeq and is a predicted model, not a curated record.
AUGAGGCAUGCAGGGCCCAGCGAGUGGGGUGGCAAACGUGACAUCCACCCCGGCUUCCAUUUGCUGUUAAUCGUGUCUCGGCGCAACCACGUUUAUGUGGACGUUCGGCAACAUCCGCAAUUCCGCAACACGCCAGUGCCUAGUCGACUGUUUAUCCAGCAGGUGGUCAUCAUCGGUGCGGAGUGGCGUUUGCGACGAGACCACUCGGCGGCAAGAACAUCUGCAGAAUGCAUGCACGGCGCCCGUGUGUGUGUUUCCCCAUCCCCCAACUUGUCAUUCAUCGUCAGCACGAUGCACUGGGCUGCGCUCCUCGCGGUACUCCCCCUCAUUGCUGCUGCCCCGGCCCCGGCCGUGCGCAAGCAGCCGCGCGAUGUCGACACCACGUACCCUUACACCGGUCCCGAGGUGCCCAUUGGCGACCUCAUGGACCAGACCAUUGAAGGUAACGGCAAGGGGUUCAUCCGUGUUCGCGAGCCUCCAGCUGUCACUCCCGCGCCUGGAAUCACUGUCACGAACAAUAUCAAUGUGAUCUCGACGGCCCUCCUCAACGGCGGUAUCCAGAUCCACUUCCAGACUCCGUUCGGUAUUGGAAAUGAUCCCAAGGUUCUCUACGGUACCAGCCCUACCAAGCUCAACAAGAGUGCUUCGGGUACUACCAACACGUAUGACCGCACGCCGCCUUGCUCCAUGGCCGACCCGACGCAGUGCUCGCAGUUUUUCCACGAGGUCCGCCUCACAAAGCUUUCAGCUGGCCAGACCUACUACUACCAGAUCCCCGGCGGGAACGGGACCACCCCGUCGGACGUCCUCAGCUUCACCGUCGCUCCCAAGGCUGGCGACAAGGGCGAGUUCACGGUCGCCAUCAUUGCCGACAUGGGCUACACCAACGCAAGGGGAACGCACGAGCGUCUGAUCGACGCUGCGCAGGACGGCGCCAAGUUUGUGUGGCACGGCGGCGACACCUCGUACGCCGACCAGUGGUACGCGGGUAUUCUGCCGUGCGAGGACAGCUGGGACCUGUGCUACAAUGGCUCGUCGAGUAGGUUCCCCGGCGGCACCAUUGACGAGACCGACUACUACAUCCCCGUCCCCGAGGGUGAGGUUGCGUCGCAGGGAUCCCCCUGGGGUGGCGACAUUUCCGCCAUUUACGAGACCAACUGGGACCUGUGGCAGCAGUGGAUGAACUCGAUCACCAAGCACAUUCCCUACAUGAUUGCGCCCGGCAACCACGAGGCGGCGUGCGCAGAGUUUGACGGCCCCAACAACGAGCUGUCGGCCUACCUCGACGACGACCAGCCCGUUGGUAGCCACAAGGCCAACAAGACGAUCACGUACUAUUCGUGCCCGCCUUCGCAGCGCAACUUCACUGCCUACACUCACCGUUUUGGCAUGCCCGGUGAUGCCUCUGGCGGCGUGGGCAACUUCUGGUACUCGUUCGACUACGGACAGGCGCACUUUAUCACGUUUGAUGGUGAGACAGACUACUACCAGUCUCCCGAGUGGCCGUUUGUGGCCGAACUCAAGGCCGGCCAGACCAGCCCCCUCAAGAACCAGACGUUCAUCACCGACUCGGGCCCCUUUGGCCGCAUCGACGGUAUGGCGUACAAGGACAACAAGGCGUACGAGCAGUACCAGUGGCUGCUCAACGACCUGAAGAAGGUCGACCGCAAGAAGACCCCCUGGGUGUUUGCCCAGUCCCACCGUCCCUUCUGGAGCUCGGAGGUGUCGAGUUACCAGGCCAAGAUCCGCGCCGCAUACGAGGACCUGUUCCUCGAGUACGGUGUCGACGCGUACUUUUCGGGCCACAUCCACUGGUACGAGCGUCUCUGGCCCCUGGGCAAGAACGGCACCGUUCAGCACGACGCCAUUGUCAACAACAACACGUACACGGUCAAGACGGGGACCGUGGCGCACAUUAUCAACGGCGCAGCCGGUAACAUCGAGUCGCACUCGGAACUCGGCGACGGCGUCAGCACGCUCCCGAUCACGGCCGUGCUGAACACUGUCGACUAUGGCAUCAACAAGCUUACAGUCUACAACGAGUCCACGUCCCUCGUCGAGUUUGUGCGUGGCUCGGACGGCAGCGUCGCCGACUUCGUCUGGCUCAAGAAGGCUGGAAAGAAGUAA